AUGGCCUCCUCCGCCGCCAUCAUCUCGGCCGACGACGCGCUCGAGCCGUCGCUGCAGUCGCUGCUCGACCAGCGCUCGCUGCGCUGGAUCUUUGUGGGCGGCAAGGGCGGCGUGGGCAAGACGACGACGUCGUGCUCGCUCGCCAUCCAGCUCGCCAAGGUCCGCCGCUCCGUGCUGCUCAUCUCGACCGACCCCGCCCACAACCUGUCCGACGCCUUUGCGCAAAAGUUUGGCAAGGAGGCCCGUCUCGUCCACGGCUUCGACAACCUCAGCGCCAUGGAGAUUGACCCCAACGGCAGCAUGCAGGACCUGCUGGCCGGCCAGGCCGAGCACGACGACGUCAACGCCAACAUGGCCGCCGGCAUGGGCGGCAUGAUGCAGGAUCUGGCCUUUGCUAUCCCUGGCAUCGACGAGGCCAUGUCCUUUGCCGAGGUCCUCAAGCAGGUCAAGUCCCUCUCGUACGAGACCAUCGUCUUCGACACGGCGCCCACCGGCCACACGCUGCGCUUCCUCCAGUUCCCCACGGUCCUCGAAAAGGCGCUCGCCAAGGUCUCCCAGCUCUCCUCGCAGUACGGCCCGCUGCUCAGCGGCUUCCUGGGCGCCGGCGGCCAGCUGCCCAACGGCCAGAGCCUCACCGACAUGAUGGAGAAGCUCGAGUCCCUGCGCGAGACCAUCUCCGAGGUCAACACCCAGUUCAAGGACCCGGACCUCACCACCUUUGUCUGCGUCUGCAUCGCCGAGUUCCUCAGCCUCUACGAGACGGAGCGCAUGAUCCAGGAGCUCACCGGCUACGGCAUCGACACCCACACCAUUGUCGUCAACCAGCUGCUCUUCCCCAAGCCCGGCUCCGGCUGCGACCAGUGCACCGCCCGCCGCAAGAUGCAGACAAAGUACCUCGACCAGUACGAGGAGCUCUACGCAGAGGACUUCAACGUCGUCAAGAUGCCGCUGCUCGUCGAGGAAGUCCGCGGCAAGGAAAAGCUGGAACGAUUUAGCGACAUGCUCGUCCAUCCCUAUGUUCCGCCUCAGUAG
This is a messenger RNA of Cordyceps militaris CM01, 1032 nucleotides long. RefSeq names its product arsenite translocating ATPase ArsA, putative. The record is from RefSeq and is a predicted model, not a curated record. The coding region runs from base 1 to 1032 and encodes 343 amino acids. Gene Ontology annotation, cellular component: GET complex. Gene Ontology annotation, biological process: post-translational protein targeting to endoplasmic reticulum membrane. The transcript is spliced from 2 exons. Gene Ontology annotation, molecular function: ATP binding; ATP hydrolysis activity. NCBI's taxonomy places the organism in Eukaryota, Fungi, Ascomycota, Sordariomycetes, Hypocreales, Cordycipitaceae.